GGGAAAAAACAAAGAACCAACGGCGGGAACUAGGGCUUUGCCCCGAUCCCCAUUCUUCCAUUGCCGAUUUCCAUUUCUCAUAUAUUCUCGAAUUGUUUGUUCGCUACGAUUAUUCUUUUUUUUUAAACAUUCUUUGAUCGAAUUCUUUCUUUUGUUUUGAUCAUUUGUCCCCUCCCCGAUUCUUUGCUUCAUUGUUUGACCUCUCUGAUUGAUUCACUACUCUUAUGGAAUUGAACGAGAAGAAGGACGAUCCGGCAGUGGAAGAACCGAAGCUCUCAGAUCUGGGCUUCGCCUACCUUCGACCCGUCGGCGCUGUCAACGGCGAUCUUGUUUGCCUUCGAUCCGACAGGGUCUACACCGUCGGCCGGAGGCGUCGCCACUGCGACCUCGUUCUCCCUGACCGAUGCAUAAGCAAUCGUCACUGCCAGGUCUUCCUUGACGGGGCUUAUCGCAAGCUCCGGUUACUUGACGGUUUCCUUCUUCCCCGCCGCUCCCACUUGCGCGAGAUUAGGCGGGGUUUUCGGUCCGAAACCUGCUGCACCGGCUCUAGAGUUUCGCGCAAUGGGGUGUUUGUCAAUGGUCGCAGGGUUCGGCGAGGGGCGGUUGCUGAGUUGGCUGUCGGGGAUGAGGUGCUCUUUUCUUGCAGGAGUGGAACGAGAUACGGCUGUAGAAUUAAACGUGGAUUUUCUGUGGAGCUGAUCGUUUUUUCUGAGGUAAAGAUCGACCGUCAUAAUCCACUUUUCACCAGGUUGGAAUGCGGAGAUGUAGAUCCCAAGUCACUAGUUUUGUUGAGACAUCUGAGAAGUACACUGUCCAGCAACGAUCCGGUGUCCUAUCUUAGGAAUCUCAUCAAUCUACCUCCAGCGUUGGAACAUGCCUUGCGUGCUUCUCUAGAUUCUGACAAAUGCGCCGAGUGGGAUAAUGGGCAGAUUAAUCACAGCCUACCAGAUGACGCCGCUAUUCAUAUAGUUCAGAGCAGAAAUUCCAAUUCGAAGAAUGAUGGAGCCAUUGAAAGUAGUAAUUGUGAAACCCUCUUAGCUGACGGAAGGGGUUUCAAUCACUCUGAUGGAAGGACGUUCUUCCUAAAUCGUCUCAAGUCCAUAGGUCCUAGCACAUCUGACUACUGUGAAGGAGUGUCUCUGGCUGAGCUUCUUCAUCCUUUGAAAACUGUGGUUCGAAUUUUUAUUGCAACAUUUACAUGUGAUGUUUCUUGGUUUUUAUCAUGUUUUCAAGUGCCAAAUCACCUAGAAAUUACAAUUGCAUGCCACAAUACUGAAAGAUGCUGGAGUGCUGAUCAAGAUAGUAGGACAUCACAACCAUAUGUAAAUUAUCCAAACUUAUUGUUGGUUUACCCCAUGUUUCCUGAUGAAAUAGCAUUUGGGAAAGACCGCAAAAAACAGGGUGUUGCAUGCCAUCACCCUAAACUUAUUGUGUUGCAGAGGGAUGAAAGUCUUAGAGUUAUAGUUACCUCUGCAAAUUUGGUUCCAAAACAGUGGGAUCGUAUAACAAACACUGUUUGGUGGCAAGAUUUUCCUUGUAGAGCUACUCCUGAUUAUUCAGCUUUAUUUGAAGAAACUGAACUGAAAAUUGACUUUGCUGCUCAACUAGCUGGGUUUGUAGCAUCUCUGCUUGUUGAUGUGCCCAGUCAAGCACACUGGAUUAACGAGUUGUCAAAGUAUGACUUUGAAGAAGCUACAUGUUACCUUGUUGCUUCAGUACCUGGGAUCCAUUCUUCAAGCCCUUGUAAUCUUGAGGCUCAUUACUGCUUGUCGGCCAAACAGAUCAAACAAUGUAAAACUUCAGCUGGAAACCUUCUUGGAUCAGUUCAAACAACUGUUGUUGGUUUACACUAUCGGUUUCAUACUUCUUUUGACCCAAAUGGUGGUCAGUUAAAGUUUCUAGCUUCACUUUUAAGAAGAUGCUCGGAGAGUACAAGUGGAACUGUAGAAGUUCUCUUGAAAAGGAUUACAAAUAUAAAGGCAGAUGAUAAUGCUGUAAGCAUAGUUGUUGCUGCAGAUUUAGGUGAACUUUGUGAAGGAGAUUUCAUGCAACUUGGUUUUCUACCUAGAGAUGUUGCAAGGUGGGUGUCUCCUCUCAGUGACAUUGGAUUCUUCAGUUUUUCAGCCUUCAUCUACCCUAAAGAAGUCAUUGCAGCUGCAAUUGGUGAAAGAAGCAUGAAAAUACAACUAUUGAUUAAUGUCUCAAAGGGGUCAAGAUUUACUGAAAUGCCAAAUUUGAUCACUCCUGAGCAUUUUGUUUCUUUGUGCUUGCUUGUUGCAUCUCUGCAGAGGCGUCUUGGACUUUGGCGCUUAAGAGAGGUCUUGUCUCAAUAUAGGUGGCCUGAGUCACUAGAGGUUGAUUUUGUGUAUGGUGCAUCCUCAAUUGGAGCUUCAGUCGAUUUGCCCUUUUUUUCUGCUUUCGCAGCUGCAGCUGGGAAAAAAUCCUGUUACUAUCCUGAUUCUGAGGAGUCUGAUCCUGAAUGGGGUCACUGGAGUAUAGCUAAUGAGCUAAAGCGACCAUCUAUUAAGAUCUUGUUCCCCACCAUUGAACGAGUUAAAAAUGGGCACUGUGGCAUCCACAGUUCCAGACGCUUGCUCUCUCUUUCAGAGAAAACUUGGCAAAGGCUAAAAAUUGCUGGUAUAUUUCAUGAUGCUGUUCCUCGUCCAUGUGAAAGAGUAGGGUACCCAAUGCACGUCAAGCUAGCCCAGAGACAAUUCCUGUCGGGAAAUGGAAUGACCACAUUUGGCUGGAUAUAUGUUGGAUCACACAACUUCAGUCCUGCUGCUUGGGGACGUACCUUGCUACCUUCAUCCAAAUCAAAGGUUUCUGAAGCUUCUACUACUACAAAAUUGCAUAUCUGUAAUUAUGAGCUCGGAAUUAUCCUGAUUGUUCCCCCAACUGACCAUUCCAAAAGAGAGAAUGUCAAUAACUUUAAUCUUAAGGAUAUUAUUCUUCCAUUUGUGAUGCCUGCACCAAUAUACAAAGAUGAUGAUAGGCCUGCAACAGCACAGGCCAUGCGUGAAGCCUUGUCUGAAGCUACACUUCAGUCUCUGCCACAUGAUUCUUUACCAGAAGAUGGUAUGGAAGAUAAGGAUUUCCUUGGAGAGGAGGAAAUGUUUGAGGAACCUAUCUUUCCCAAUGAGGAGAACGAUGAAGAGAGAGUUUAUGCAGAGAUGCUUUGGAGCCAGGUUGACUCUUCUGGAAGUUGAACUAUAUGAAACCCCAUCAAUUUGUAUGACCAUUUGGUUUUAGGGAUCUUUCUGCAGAAGAUAUGAGCUCUGGUCAAAGUUUGGAGAAUUCUCUGGGCGCCAAUUGAAUCUUAUCCAAAGAUUUGCUGAGCCUUCUUGCAGUUAGUGAUUCUUUGGGUGCUAUUGAUGCAAGUACUGAAUUCUUGAGACAUUUUGAGCUGCAUUUACAUAUGACUAGGAUAAAAUGGGCUCCUGAAGGAAUUGUGAAUGUGUUGCUUGGGUUAUGCUGUCUUGGAAAUGAACAGUGAAUUCCUACCUCGAAUCUGUACAAAUAUAUUUGUUUUCAGUAGAAAAUGAAUGUAUGCCUAGAACCUUGAUCCAGACCCAAGUUGGUACAUGAAUGAGGAUCUUGCACAAAGACAAUGCGCAAACUGAUUUUCUGAUAGAGUUUGAACAGUUCCACUUUGCUCUAUAAAAGGUAUAGUCAGUAGUGAGAAUAUAAUCAAAUGAGUCAUGUAUCUAUAUUCUGACUUUUUUUUCUUUCUUGUGUAUCCAUUUCAUCAAAUGAGUUAUGUAUCCAUAUUCUGUCCGAUUAUUCUCGUGUUGACCUUCUGCACAAGCCAACUGUUCGAGAAAUUAGUGUCUGUUUGGGAAAUUAGUGUACUAAAGUGAGCUUAUUUGUACAUACUGAGGUUUGCAAUUGGGUAGUGCCUAAUUUGAUUGGAUUUGCCAGGGUAUAUUUGCAACCAAUCAUUGUUUAUGCAUAUUCAAGUUAUUGCAACCCGGAAACUCUCCUAUUUGCUAUAAGUGUGCUUUGUUUACAACUCAAAA
This is a messenger RNA of Zingiber officinale, 4019 nucleotides long. RefSeq lists its product as uncharacterized. The transcript has 12 exons. The record is from RefSeq and is a predicted model, not a curated record. Bases 225 to 3209 code for a protein of 994 amino acids. Gene Ontology annotation, molecular function: hydrolase activity, acting on acid anhydrides, in phosphorus-containing anhydrides; protein binding; zinc ion binding. Gene Ontology annotation, biological process: DNA repair. Gene Ontology annotation, cellular component: nucleus. NCBI's taxonomy places the organism in Eukaryota, Viridiplantae, Streptophyta, Magnoliopsida, Zingiberales, Zingiberaceae.